CGCAAAAAUCACGCCACAAUCCGGCCAUGCGCCCGCUUAUCCGAACCGCCUGCCUCCGCGCCCGUGUCCGCGCCAUGGCCACGCUUCCCACCACCGCCGCCUUCCCUGCCACGCGCACCCUCUCCCCUUCCUCCCCUUCGCGCGCCCGUCGCCUGCUCCUCGCCGCCAGCUUCCUCCCCUCCGCGCCGCCGCCGGCCGGGGCGAGGGCGUUCCGGACAUCCGCCGCGGCAGCGGCCGCCCCCGUCGAGGUGGGCGGCGUCAAGAUCGCGCGGGAGGAUGUCGUGAAGGAGGACGAUCCGACCAACAAUGUGCCGGACACGAUUUUCUCCAAGAUUGGUCUCCAGCUCCACAGGAGGGAUGACCACCCUCUGGGGAUUCUGAAGAAUACCAUCUACAAUUACUUUGAUAAAAGUUUUCCUGGGCAGUUUGUCAAGUUCGAUGACCUCUGCCCUCUUGUUUCUACCAAACAGAAUUUUGAUGACGUCUUGGUCCCUGCCGACCAUGUAAGCCGGAGUUACAAUGACACAUACUAUGUUGAUUCUCAAACGGUCUUGAGGUGUCAUACCAGCGCGCAUCAAGCAGAGCUGCUAAGAGAAGGACAUACACACUUCCUUGUAAUUGGUGAUGUUUACCGUAGAGAUUCUAUUGAUUCAACUCACUACCCUGUCUUCCACCAGAUGGAAGGCUUUCGCGUCUUUUCUCCUGAGGACUGGUCAGCUUCUGGCAUGGAUGGGACAGCAUAUGCAGCUACAGACCUCAAGAAAACACUGGAAGGCUUGGCAACACAUUUAUUUGGUGCUGUGGAGAUGCGAUGGGUUGAUACUUACUUCCCAUUCACUAACCCAUCCUUUGAACUGGAAAUAUAUUUUCAGGGUGACUGGUUGGAAGUUCUGGGAUGUGGAGUCACUGAGCAGGAAAUUUUGAAGAGCAAUGGUAGGACAGAUCAUGUUGCAUGGGCCUUCGGACUAGGCUUGGAGCGCCUAGCAAUGGUCCUUUUCGAUAUUCCAGAUAUUCGACUCUUCUGGUCAAAUGAUCAGCGCUUCACGUCCCAGUUUUCCAAAGGCAAGCUUGGAAUCAAGUUCAAGCCAUUCUCAAAGUUUCCACCCUGUUACAAGGAUGUGAGUUUCUGGAUAAAUGAUGCAUUUACAGAGAACAAUUUAUGUGAGGUUGUCAGAGGAAUUGCUGGGGAUCUUGUAGAGGAGGUAAAACUAAUUGACAAUUUCACUAACAAGAAAGGCAUGACUAGUCAUUGCUACAGGAUAGCAUACAGGUCAAUGGAACGCUCGCUCACAGACGAGGAGAUCAACGACAUGCAGUGGAAUGUCAGAGAAGCGGUCAAAAGUAAAUUGGAAGUGGAGCUGAGAUAAAACAGAACUCCUUUCAUAUUACAUUACAACCAGGAACUAACUUUUGUCCCUCUUUGCAUGUAAAUUUAUUGACAAAAUGACAGACUAUAUUAGCUAUAGAGAAAUUAAGUGGGGCCAUUUUGUUGUUUUGUUGACCCACAUCUUAUAUUCUUUUUUAAGGCGAAGAAUUGCAUUCACAUAAUUGGCAUACGCUACGCCUUUGCUACAGUAGACUGUAACAUUGUAAGAAAGAUUGUCUAUUGGUCUCAUUUUGCAUCAAACCAAUAUUCAGCGGAAGUUCAUGAAGAUUUUUUACA
Messenger RNA from Lolium rigidum, 1663 nucleotides. Its product is annotated as phenylalanine--tRNA ligase, chloroplastic/mitochondrial-like. Gene Ontology annotation, cellular component: cytoplasm; mitochondrion. Lineage: Eukaryota; Viridiplantae; Streptophyta; Magnoliopsida; Poales; Poaceae. Gene Ontology annotation, molecular function: ATP binding; phenylalanine-tRNA ligase activity; tRNA binding. The coding region runs from base 27 to 1367 and encodes 446 amino acids. Gene Ontology annotation, biological process: phenylalanyl-tRNA aminoacylation. The record is from RefSeq and is a predicted model, not a curated record. The transcript is spliced from 10 exons.